Molecule: messenger RNA, 363 nt
Organism: Penicillium crustosum
Lineage: Eukaryota; Fungi; Ascomycota; Eurotiomycetes; Eurotiales; Aspergillaceae
Product: MFS general substrate transporter
Exons: 1
Coding region: 1-363 (120 amino acids)
Biological process (GO): transmembrane transport
Molecular function (GO): transmembrane transporter activity
Source: RefSeq, a predicted model, not a curated record
AUGGCUCUACAGCAUCUCCAUUGUUCUUUCCUUCGUCGGUUCUGCCGUCUAUGGUGCUGCGCCCACUCUCCAACCCUGCCAACCCUGAUUGUGGGUCGUGCGAUUGCUGGCCUGGGAUGUGCGAGCCUGCUGGUCGGUGCCUUUUCCCUCGUUCCAUUCAUCGCUCUGCCAGCAAAGCGCCCUAUCAUGAUUGGCCUCAUCUCAGCCUCCCGUGGACUUUCCACAACGUUUGGUCUUUUGAUUGGAGAGGCUCUGACUGAGAGAGUCUCCUGGCGUUGGAACGUCUAUAUCGAACUGCCGCUUGGUGUCGCUAUUCAAGUCGCAUUUGUUUUUUUUUGCUUCCGUUCGCCCACCGAAGCGUGA